Molecule: messenger RNA, 1438 nt
Organism: Raphanus sativus (radish)
Lineage: Eukaryota; Viridiplantae; Streptophyta; Magnoliopsida; Brassicales; Brassicaceae
Product: protein STRICTOSIDINE SYNTHASE-LIKE 2
Exons: 3
Coding region: 237-1364 (375 amino acids)
Biological process (GO): biosynthetic process
Molecular function (GO): strictosidine synthase activity
Source: RefSeq, a predicted model, not a curated record
AAACAUAUGAAAUAUUAAAUGCAUGAUGACAAAAGAAAACUAACAAACGGAACACCGGAUCCACAAAUCCCAAAAAUACAAUUAUUUGCUAAAAAUAUUUAGUUUAUUGUUUUUACAACAUAUAUUUUGAGUUUUUGACACGAAUUCGACAUGUAUAGGAACCCUAUUGAUUAAUUCUGACACCUUAGUUUAUAUAUAAGAGAACCCAUAACUCUUACCAUAAGGACAAAUAAAAAAUGAUGAAACUCUUUUUGGUGGUGGCGAUAUCCGUUGCCCUCUGCUUAAGCCUAACCGAUUUUUCCGGCGAGAGUCCAAAACAUGGAGAGUCAAUGCUGACUGUUCAUUUCCCUGAGUUCCGUCUGAUUCCGACCACCGGAGCUUCAGGACCAGAGAGUUUCGUCUUUGAUAUCUCCGGCGAAGGUCCUUACACCGGUUUAUCUGACGGUCGAAUAGUUAAGUGGGUAGCUAAUGAGAGCCGUUGGAUGGAUUUUGCCGUCACCACAUCAAGAAGAGAAGCUUGUGAGGGCCCGCACGAGCACCAACGAACAGAACACGUAUGCGGUCGACCAUUAGGCCUGGCCUUUGAAAAGUCCACUGGUGAUCUAUAUAUUGCUGAUGCCUAUAUGGGCCUUCUUAAAGUUGGCCCAGCAGGUGGUUUAGCGAAUCAGAUGUUAACAAGCCAGCUGAGCGAGUCCCUUAGGUUUUCCAACGGACUGGACAUUGAUCCACGGACCGGAGUUGUCUACUUUACCGAUAGCAGUUCAGUUUAUCAACGCAGGAAUUACAUACGAGUGAUGAUGAGUGGGGACAGAACCGGUAGACUGAUGAAAUACGACCCAACUACAAAACAAGUGACAACUCUUCUAAGCAACCUUGCGUUCCCUAACGGCGUCGUGCUAAGCCAAAACGGUGAAUACCUUCUCGUGGUCGAGACUGCCAAGUGUCGGAUCCUACGUUACUGGCUCAACGACACGUCUGCUUCUAAGUCUCGCGAGAGCUAUGAGAUUUUCUCGGAACGGCUCCCUGGGUUCCCGGACAACAUAAAGAGGAGUCCACGAGGCGGAUACUGGAUAGGCUUGAACACGAAACACACAAAGCUGACGAAGUUUGCCAUUUCUAACGUGUGGCUAGGACGUGCCGCCUUGGAAUUAUCGGUGGACUGGAUGAAGGUCCACUCGUACUGGGCCAGGUACACAGGGAACGGGAUGGCCGUGAGGUUGAGCGAGGAUAGUGGCGAAAUAUCAGAGGUCUUUGAGGGUAAAAAUGGAAACAAGUGGAUGUCUAUAAGUGAGGUUGAGGAGAGAGAUGGAACUCUAUGGGUUGGAUCGGUGAAUACUCCUUUUGCUGGCAUGUAUAAAUUCUAAAAACAAUGCAAAAUAUGCGUUUCCAUGAUACCAUCAUUAUCAUCCAUACAUAACUGAAGAUAAAAUAUCAUAUA